Molecule: messenger RNA, 6464 nt
Organism: Coccomyxa subellipsoidea C-169
Lineage: Eukaryota; Viridiplantae; Chlorophyta; Trebouxiophyceae; Coccomyxaceae
Exons: 23
Coding region: 1-5574 (1857 amino acids)
Cellular component (GO): plasma membrane
Molecular function (GO): protein binding
Source: RefSeq, a predicted model, not a curated record
AUGGCUUUCGGAGCUCGUGAUGGCAUCGCUGCAACGGCGUUCCUUGGCCGGCGCAACAUCUGCAAGAUAGCAAUCAGGAUGCGCGGCAGCACAUCUGUUGCAGUGGCCUUUGUUGCUUUGCUGCUCGUCCAAUCAGGAUGCUCAGUGAACAUUCGGAGCCUCCUGCAGACGCAGGGCUUUGAUGCCCAGGAGGAGGCUCUGCUGCUGCUGAAGGCGAGCCUGGACCCCACUGAGACUGCUCUCCCCAGUUGGGACCCAUCCACGUCCCCCUGCCAAUGGCAGGGCCUCACCUGCAACCCCAGCGGCCAGGUCACAAACAUAUCGCUGCCGGGGCAGAAGCUGACGGGGCAGCUGCCGCUGGACGCGACCGUGUGGGGGGCGCUGCCAGCUGUGCAGUCUGUGGACCUGGCAGGGAAUGCGCUGAACGGGUAUGUGCCACCUCAGCUCAGCGGAAUGGCCGGCGCGCAAGCGAUCGACCUGUCCAACAACCAGCUGCAGGGGCCGCUGCCGCCGCUCGCCAACAUGAGCGCCCUCGAAUCCGUCUCCUUCUCCAACAACCAGCUCACCGGAUCGGUGCCGUCGUCGUGGGCGGACAACGCGCAGCUGCGCAGCAUCAAUCUGAGCAACAACACGCUCACGGGCACCCUGCCGGCCGAGUGGUCGCGCCUGUCGCAGCUGCAGGCGCUGAAUGCCAGCGCCAAUUUGCUCACUGGCGCGCUGCCGUCCUCGUGGCGCGGCACCGGCAUGAACGGCACAGUAUCCACCGGCCUGGUCAACCUCACCACCCUGUUGCUGGGGCAGAACCCGGGUCUGUGCCAGGUGCAGCGCUACGGCAGCCAGGUGGGCGUGCCCGUAACCACCAACUUCAGCUACCCUCCAUCCUACGUCGACCCCUGCAACCCUGCCGCCGGGCCAGCCCUUGCCCCCGCCCUCGCGCCAGGCCCAUCCGCAUUCCCAAGUGCGCCAGCCCCCGGUCCCCUCCCUGCCGCAGCGGUCCUCCCGGCCCCGGCCCCCGGCCCCAGCUACAAGCUUAUCGCCCCCGCCCCGGCCCCCGCAGCAGUGCGCGCAUUCUCCGUCGCCCCCGCCCCGGCCCCCGGGACCCUGCUAGGGUUUCCUCUCGCCCCCGCUCCGGCCCCCGCUACCCUGCAAGGAUUCCCUCUGGCCCCGGCCCCCGCCCCUAUCGUGGCGCUCCCAUUGGCCCCCGCCCCGGCCCUCGUGCUGUCAGCGCCAGCGGUUGCUCCGGCCCCGGAGCCUCUGUUAGCGCCGGUGGCCGCCCCGGCACCGGCGCCUGUUCUGGCACCUGCCUUGGCGCCUAUUGAGGCACCGACACUGGCUGAGGCACCGGCACCGGCGCCAGUUCUGGCACCAGCACCUGGCCCGGCUGAGCCGCCGCGGCCGGCGACGGCCGCGAACGUGACGCUGCAGCUGUCGGGCGUCACCGAGCAGCAGUUUGCGCAGCAGAAGGCCCAGUACGACCAGAUCAUCGCGCAGACUGCGGGUGUGCCAGCAAGCUGGGUCAACACGACAGUCGUCCCUGCUAAUGGCGCCAACGGCGGCGGAACGAGCGCGGCAGGUCGGCGGCUGCGGCAGGCGAGCCAGGGAAUCACAGUGACGUCCAAUGUGGCAUCAGACAACCCGGAUGCCGUUCAGCGCAGCAUCAACGAAGCAGUGUCCUCUGGCCGCCUUGGGCAGGCGCUGUCCGGCAUCGGGCUCAGCCUCGUGCCCCCCUCCGGCCCUGUCGCCUCCCCCAUGAGCCCGGUGCCUGUGACUCCGAGCGGCAUCGCAGUGCCGGGCCCCGCCUCGCAGACUCCCUCGGGCAACGUUGUCCCGGCACCGGCGCCGAGCGGCGGCGGCGGCAGCGGCCGGCCCGCGUGGCAGAUCGCUGUCAUUGUGAUCGCCGUGCUCGUCGGUGUCUUCCUCGCAGUCAACGCCGUCUACUGGACCUGGUUCUGCGCGCGCCGGCGCAAGAGGAAGCAGAUGGGAGAGAAGUAUCUGAAGAGCGAGACCGUCAACCCGGCCUUCGAGGCCGAGUUGGGCGGGGCCGAGGCCGGCCGCGCCGCCGGUCCCGGCGGCCCCGGCAGCGGCGGCGCGUUGGCGCGCGGAGACGAUUUCGAGCGGCUGCGCGUCGAGCCGGCGGCCGGCGCCAAGGGAGUUGACGGCGGAACCCCCAAGGGCUCCAAGGGGCUCACGCCAAAGAGCGGCCGCGCUGCCGCCGCCGCCGCGGCCGGCGGUGGCGCCCUGGGCGCCCUCCUCGGACGCAAGAAGGAGUCUGAGAAGGAGGAGCCUCUUCUGGCGCAGAGGGAGGGCAGCUUCCGCUCGGCGCACUCCGCCGACUCUUUCACGUCCGCCCGCUCCCGCGCUCAGUCCAACGUCGGCUCCUUCACGAGCGCCCAGGCCGGUCCGAGCAGCGCAGACGGCCGCCCGAGUGACAAGGACGAGAUGUUCAGCGACGCGGCCGCGCGCGAUGACAGCUUUGCGUCAGCCGCCAGCUUCGGGCAGGCUUCCGCCGUCUCCGCCAAAUCCUUCCAGUCCGCCAAAUCUGGCAACCGGGAUUGGUCUCGCGCGCCGUCCGUGGAUUAUCAGCUGCCGGCCAGAUCUAGAACCCCAUCUCCCCUGCGUUAUAGCACAAACCCCCUGUUGGGAGAGGGGGAUACCACAGCAUACAAUACCCCCCUGGGGGACUUCUUUGACGCGGGUGAGGGAAAUCGUGAGAGCUUUGACUACAACAAGCCCAGGGACGGCACCACCCCCAACCCCCUCUUUGGAGAAGACAUCCUGUCGACAGGCGGCAGCGCGUCGGGCGUGCCGGGAGAGGCGCCGCCAACGCGCAACCCGCUGUACACGAGCGGGGACCGCCUUACUCAGGGCGCUAUUGCCGCUCAUGCUAUCUCCCCCUCAACCACCCCGCGCACCUUCUCCGGCGACAUCGGCUCGAUCCAGGGCCACCCGGUGGAGUUUGGCAGCGGCAGCGCCGGCAUGGGUUCCCCGGUGGGAUCGGUCAAGGGCCACCCGCUGCGCUUUGACAGCGGCUCGGACAUCGGCUCGCCCAUGGGCAGCAGCGCCAACUCGCCUCUGGGCUCGAGCAUCAACUCGCCCAUCUCGGGGACGCCCCCUCACACGCCCUCCGGCGCCGCCGCUGCCGCGACCGGCGCCGCGGCCGCGGCCGGGGCCGGGGCCGCUGCCGUCUUCGCCGCGUCGCGCCCCCACGAGCCAGAAGGCCACGCCAUUGUGGGCUCCGACUUUGGCUCAAACGUGGUCUCGGCGAACGUGACCCCGAUGAACGUCACACCGGCGACGCAUACCCCGGCGGAGUCCAACCGGACUUCCCUUGACACUCCGCCGCUGCACACGCCGAAUCCAGGAACUCCGUCUGCCGACACGCGCCCGGUGUCCUUCGACUUCGGCCAGGGCCCCCCUCGCGGGCCCCGCGGUUCCCUUGAGAUGGGCUCCGACCUCGGCUCCGAGCUUGGGUCCCGCCCCGGCUCCCUCGACUACGGCCGCCGGGCGCCGCCGCCCAGCCUUGCCGGACACCAGAUGUCCGGGUCCGACCUGAGCAACUGGGAUCCGACGUCGCGCCCGUCCUCCAUGGACUACGGCCCGCGCGCGCCGCCGCCGAGCAUUCGCGGCUACGCGCUCGGCUCCGACCUGGGCUCCGACAUCGGCUCGGAGAUCGGAUCGGCGCCUGCAUCCGGCCGGCCCAGCUUCGAAAUCGGCACCGGCCGCACGCCCGUGCCGAGCCUGCAAGGCCACGCCCUCGGCUCGGACAUGGGAUCCACCCUCGGGUCCGAGAUCGGAUCCGCACCCGCAUCGGGCCGGCCGAGCUUUGAGAUCGGCGGCGAACACAUGGCGCCCGGCAGCAUCCAAGGCCACGCGCUCGGCUCCGACCUCGGUUCGGCACUCGGGUCUGAGAUCGGAUCCGCGCCGGCCUCCGGCCGCCCGAGCUUUGAGAUCGGCGACGGCCGCGCGCCGCCGCCGAGUGUACGCGGCUUUGCGCUCGGUUCGGACCUCGGCUCCGACAUGGGCUCGGAGAUCGGAUCUGCUCCCGCCUCAGGCCGUCCCUCGUUUGACAUCGGGGAGGGCCGCCCGAGCUUCGACAUCGGCGAGCGCCCCACGCGGCCGUCGUUUGACAUCGGGUCCGGCCGCCCGUCGUUCGACUUCAGCGGCGCACGCCGCGCCGGCUUCCUCGGCAUGGCCGGCCCUCGUGGCUCCUCCGACGACCUCAACGGCUCCGGCUCACAGACGCCGGAGUCCUCGCGUCCGACAUCCCUGGACUACGGCCGCGACUCCAUGUCGCGCCCGACUUCCGCUGAUUACGGACCGCGUGCGCCGCCGCCGAGCGUGCAGAUGGGCUCCGACAUCGGCUCGGACAUGGGCUCCGAGCUCGGCUCCCGCCCGGCCUCCCUCGACUACGGCCGCCGCGCGCCGCCGCCGAGCCUGGCUGGCAACACCGGGUCGCGCUCCGAUCUGGCGUCCAUCGGGGGCCGCCCCUCCUUUGAGGUGCCCUCUGGCCGGCCCAGCUUCGAGAUCGGCGGCGGCAGCCGCCCCUCCUUUGACAUCGGCUCGGGCCGCCCAUCGUUCGACAUCACCGGGCUGCGCCACCUGCCCGGUGGGCAGCAGCCGGGCAGCGCCCCGGGCAGCGGCGCGCCUUCGCUGCAGGGCCAUCAGAUUGCCUUCUCUCGUCCCGGCUCCGACCUCGGCUCCGAGAUCGGCUCAGCACCCAUCACGCCCGGCGCGACGCCGCUGCCGUCUCGGCCGGCCUCGAUGGAUUACGGGCCGCGCACACCCGCGCAGGAGGCGCCGGCCAGCGGCCCGGGCAGCGUCCAGGGCCACCAGAUCGCCUUCUCCGACUUUGGCUCCGAGAUCGGAUCCAACAUCGGCUCGGCCCCGACCACGCCCGGCGCGUCGCGGCCAGCCUCGGUGGACUACGGCAGCCGCCGCCUGCCGGGCGUGGCAGAGGGCACGGAGAGCAUUCACGGCUACGCGCUCGGCUCCGACCUGGGCUCCGACAUGGGCUCGGACAUCGGCUCCCGCCCCGCCUCCCUCGACUAUGGCACCGGCGCUCCCAAGCGGGGAGGCGGCCUGCAGCCGCACGCGCUGACGUUCGACAGCGGCAGCGAGAUGGGCAGCGCCAUAAACAGCGCGCCCGGCAGCGGUGCCCCCACUCCGGGGGACCGGUCCCCCGCGCGAAGCCCCUCGCCGCAGCCGCGGUCCCCCCUGAUAGGGGGUUCCACCAUGACCUCCACCAACCCGGCCUUCGCCUCCAACCUGUACGACUCGACCUACUCCGACGAGGGCGCCCGUAACCCCAUCUUCCAGGCGCAGGGAGGGGCAAUGCCGGGGGACGGCAAGUCCAACCCGCUGUUCGCAUCGAGCCUGCUGGACACGGGGGGGUCCCAGAGCUCCGCAGCUGCGGCCGCUGGGGGGCCCGCGGGGGACCGCCGCAGCAACCCGCUGUUUGACUCGCAGGCCAGCAGCGCCAGCCGCAAGUCUGCGCGCACCACCAGCGAGAGCGAGACCGCCUCCAGCAAAUUCCGCUCGCUCUUCAGCCGCAAGAAGCGCACUGAGACCUCCUGAGGCUUUCCUAUUGCAGGCAUGGUCGGCCGCACGCUCUGAUGCAUCGGUGGGAAGCAGGAUGUCGGCGGUUGCCACCUGCUGUGAUUGUUCUUGGGGAGAUGGGUUUGUUGAGCAGUCUGCACUGUGCCCAACCAUUCGCUGUAUUCAGGGAGGCAGCAUUCAAUGGGAGCUGAGAAUUUGACAACUCAUUACUGAGGGAAGGGACGUGUGGAGUUGGCGGGUGCCUGCACUUGUCAAUGCAUCGACACGCAAGCAGCUCUUCAGAGCUGGAAAGUUUUGAUCAAGAGGGGCGCAAAGAGCCCGAAUUUCAAGAUUUCUGCUAUUUUUUAAAUGCUUGCUAUGUGUUGUGGCGCCGUCGGAAGGGGGGAAUCCUGCUGAAAACCUUGCAGGGAGAAUGCAGUGCGGAACAUUAUCUAGUUGAAGAACAGCAAGUCUGAAGGAGAUGGUUGAAAGUUGCCUUGACUGUACUGGUGUGAGAACAUGCGUUGCACGAUGUGCGAAAGGCAAUACAGAUACGAAGGCGCACAUCGUUUGUUCGGCACUGAGAAAUUGGUACAGUACUGGGGAGAAAGAAUUGGCGAUUAUUUGGCAGUCGCAGCUGCAAGUGAUGGUUGUGACGCAAAACCUUAUUUUCCUUCUGGUUUUUCUUCUCUGGGUUGUUGAUUAUAGGUUCUAUGCUGAACAGCUGAGAGGGCACCACCUUUCUUGGAGAACAUAUGAGAUUUUUGCGGAUACUGGUGAGUGCGGGAAAGAGCAUCAUGCCAAUGUCAGACAGAUAUCCCCUGUGGAGCAGAUUUGUCUUCAGUAAACACCAACCAGCCUCGAGAGUUUUUGAGUUAGAGAUCAGACAAUCUGCCAGGAUUCAGACCGAAUGUAACCCCAUCAUGGAC